Messenger RNA from Pecten maximus, 672 nucleotides. Its product is annotated as DNA-directed RNA polymerases I, II, and III subunit RPABC2-like. Gene Ontology annotation, molecular function: DNA binding; DNA-directed RNA polymerase activity. NCBI's taxonomy places the organism in Eukaryota, Metazoa, Mollusca, Bivalvia, Pectinida, Pectinidae. Bases 44 to 421 code for a protein of 125 amino acids. The transcript has 5 exons. The record is from RefSeq and is a predicted model, not a curated record. Gene Ontology annotation, biological process: DNA-templated transcription. Gene Ontology annotation, cellular component: RNA polymerase I complex; nucleus; RNA polymerase III complex.
CGAGACUGUAAGCGUUUGUGCGACGAAGACUGAAAUAGAAAAAAUGGCGGACGAAGACGGAGAUAAUUUUGAUGACGAUUUAGAUGAAGUAGAAGAUGAAGAGCCACUUGAUGAACCUAUUAGUCAGCCACAAGACCAGGUUGAAGUGCUGUCCUCUGAUGCUGGUCUGGCAGUUCCACCUGAGAAGAGGAUCACUACACCUUACCUAACUAAAUAUGAAAGAGCAAGAGUGCUUGGGACCAGAGCACUGCAAAUAGCAAUGUGUGCCCCGGUGAUGGUAGAAUUGGAAGGAGAAACCGAUCCUCUACUCAUUGCCAUGAAAGAGUUAAAAGCAAGAAAGGUUCCACUCAUCAUUCGACGAUAUCUUCCUGAUGGAAGUUUCGAGGACUGGGCUGUGGAUGAACUUUUAAUGACAGAAUGAAAGAAUCACUUCCAAGCAAUUUUCAUUUCAUUUGUGAAAGAUUGUGAGAGAGAAAGAUGAUUGAUGACAGAAUCAGGGAGAUUUCAAAAGUAAGGCAUAGUGAGAGAGAAAGAUGAAUGAUGACAGAAUCCGUGAGUGUUCAGAAGAAAGUCAGAUCAAUGUUUUCUGUCCAUGUGUUUUGAUCAUUUCAUUUUACGUGUAAUUUUGUAUUUGUCCAAGAUAUAUGUAUUAAAACAAGUUUUACAUAAUAA